This is a messenger RNA of Neoarius graeffei (lesser salmon catfish), 3759 nucleotides long. RefSeq names its product kinesin family member 11 (gene kif11). NCBI's taxonomy places the organism in Eukaryota, Metazoa, Chordata, Actinopteri, Siluriformes, Ariidae. The record is from RefSeq and is a predicted model, not a curated record. Gene Ontology annotation, molecular function: ATP binding; microtubule binding; plus-end-directed microtubule motor activity. Bases 246 to 3443 code for a protein of 1065 amino acids. Gene Ontology annotation, biological process: mitotic spindle assembly; microtubule-based movement. The transcript has 23 exons. Gene Ontology annotation, cellular component: nucleus; spindle microtubule.
UCAGCUAACUGUCCGCUUCGGGUUGUGUCUCUUCAGUGAGUGAGUUUUGGAGUCAGGGAUUGUGGUUAUACGCGUGAAGCCGGUCUUAAAAGAAAAAUAGUGCGGUUUUAUUUUGUUUAAAACGGUUUAUUGGUCUUUUUUCCCCCCUCACCCUGUAUGCGACACCAACGCGGGGUCUGUUGUUGAGAAAACAUCAGUGAAAAGAAAUCGCCGAGCUGGAUCUAUCCAGAAGACGGUCUCUGAUCAUGUCCAAUCCAAUUCCGGUGACCAAAAAAGAGGAAAAGGGGCGAAACAUCCAGGUGGUGGUGAGAUGCAGGCCUUUCAACGCAGUGGAGCGGAAGUCUAACUCGCAUGGCGUGGUGGAGUGCGACGCGAACAGAAAAGAGGUGACGGUCCGUGCUGGGGGCGUCACUGACAAAACCUCCAGGAAAAGCUACACCUUUGACAUGGUGUUCGGUCCAUCUGCAAAGCAGAUAGAUGUGUACAAGAGUGUGGUCUGCCCCAUAUUGAACGAAGUCAUCAUGGGGUAUAACUGCACCAUUUUCGCAUAUGGGCAAACAGGCACAGGGAAGACCUUCACAAUGGAGGGUGAAAGGUCGCCUAAUGAGGAAUUCACCUGGGAGGAGGAUCCUCUGGCUGGUAUCAUCCCUCGUACUCUUCACCAGAUCUUUGAGAAGCUGUCCAGUAACGGCACAGAGUUCUCAGUGAAGGUUUCCCUGCUGGAGAUCUAUAACGAAGAGCUGUUUGACCUGCUCAGCCCCUCACCGGAUGUCUCCGAGAGGCUGCAGCUGUUUGAUGACCCCAGGAAUAAGAGAGGCGUUAUUGUUAAAGGACUGGAGGAGGUAACUGUACAUAACAAGAACGAGGUCUAUCAGAUCCUUGAGAGAGGAGCAGCCAAGAGGAAGACUGCAAGCACACUGAUGAAUGCAUACUCCAGCCGUUCCCACUCCGUGUUCUCAAUCACCAUUCAUAUGAAGGAGAUCACUCUGGAUGGAGAAGAGCUGGUGAAGAUCGGUAAACUCAACCUGGUGGACCUCGCGGGCAGCGAGAACAUCGGCCGCUCUGGAGCAGUAGACAAACGCGCCCGUGAGGCAGGAAACAUUAACCAGUCACUGCUGACGCUGGGCCGUGUGAUCACAGCUCUGGUAGAACGUGGUCCUCAUGUGCCCUACCGCGAGUCCAAACUCACUCGUAUCCUCCAGGACUCGCUGGGUGGACGCACCAAGACCUCCAUCAUCGCUACGGUCUCUCCAGCUUCCAUCAACCUAGAGGAGACUCUCAGUACGUUGGAUUAUGCCAACAGAGCAAAGAACAUCAUGAACAAGCCUGAAGUGAACCAGAAACUCACCAAGAGAACCCUAAUCAAGGAAUACACUGAGGAGAUUGAGCGUCUGAAGCGGGAUUUGGCUGCCACUCGUGAGAAGCAUGGUGUAUAUAUCUCGGCUGAGAACUACGAGAAUAUGAACAGUAAACUGUUGAGUCAGGAAGAACAGAUCACGGAGUACAUGGAGAAGAUUGCAGUGAUGGAGGAGGAACUCAAGAGGGCGAUGGAGCUGUUCACGGACAGUCAAGAGAAGCUGGAACAGUGCAGCGGGGACCUGCAGGACAAGAGCCAGCAACUAGUGGAGGCUCACAAUGACCUAAAGGAGACCAGACAGAGGCUCACACAGGAGGAGUUCAUAACCACUCAGCUGCAGGUCACAGGGAGCCAGCUGUACAAUGCUGCAGGGCAGCUGCUGAGUACAGCGGAGGUGAGCACGACAGACGUGGGAGGCCUCCAUGCUAAGCUGCAACGGGUGCAGGCCGUGGAGCAGCACAACACCGCAGCUCAGGGGAACUUCGCCCAGUGCAUGGAGCAGAGCUACAGCAGCAUGCGAAGUGCACUGCAGGAGCACAGCCUCAAACACACUGCCAUGUUGGAUCACUACCACCAUGCCAUGACGGCGCUGCUGGGAGGAACGGGUCGUGUGUGCGAGGAGGCCGAGAACUCCGUGCUGCGUUCCUGUACCGCUGUCCGGGAAGCGGUGGAGGAAGGCGUGGAUGGCUUUAAGGUCAAGCUCAUGCAGCAGGAAGCGCUCACAAAAGGGAGCAGAGACGCCAUACUUGAGAUGCUGGAUGAGCAUAAACUUCAUCUUGAAGACGUUCUAAUGGCAAAAGUGAUGCCUGCUGUCAGCUCCGUUAUGGCCGUGAAUGAAGGCUUGAAACGGACAAUGCAGAGAUGUAAUACGUUGGCUGGACAGAUGGAGGAGAUGAAGGCGGAGAUGACUGCGUUUUUCAGUGCCCAAGCGGAGGCACUGGCGAGUGUGCGGGAGACAUCUGUACAGGGCUUCACUUUCCUCCAAGCUGAACACAGCAAACUGAAGGAGCAGAUCAGCCAGGCCAGCCGCCAACACACAACACGUGUAGCGCAGCUCAUUCAGUGUGUCCAGGAUCAGAUGAACCUUCUGGCCCUGGACACACAGUCUGACUUUAAGGGCCUUCAGGAGGCAGCAGAUGCCCAGGGAGGUCCAACGGAGGCCCUGAAAAUCACAAUACAGAGUAAAUGCACCGUGGCUGAACAGGAGAACUUGUCGGUCAGCGCUCGUCUAAGUUCAUGCACAGACGGCGUGAUGAAGGAGAUGAGUGCAGUGGCGGAGGACGGACAUACAGCGUUGGAGGAAGGCGGCGGUUACUGCAGCUUCCUGAAGAGCUCUCUGGAGUCACUGACCGACUCAAGCCUCCAGUGGUGUCAUGCAACCAGAGACCUGACUGAGAGACGUGCAGAGGAACAGCGGAGCCUUGCGGAAGAGAACGGCGUUGCAGCGCACAAGCUUCUGAAGUGUGUCGAAGAGCGCCGUCAGGCCGCAGUAGAGGAGUGCCAGUCUCGCCUCGCUCCAGUGCAGCAGGAAAUGGAAGGGCUCCUGAAGAGCGUGGAUGUGCAGAUAGGUGAAGACCACGUCCUCCUGCAGCAGCACAGAGACGAGCUCUCGAGUCUCGCCACACAGGCACUUAAUACGGUCAACAACUUCCUCAGUAACGAGCUCCAGCAGGAUCUGCCUACCGGAACAACACCAAAGCGUAAGGAGUACAUGUACCCACGUGGUCUGGUACCUCUGAGGAGCAGAAUGGAGCUGGAGGAGGAGUUUAGGGCUCAGCAGGAGCAGCAAACAAGCAUGCUCGGUCAGUGUGACGUCCUCACCGAAGGAGAGGAGGAGGAGAAACGUGUAGAACAGGACUCUCUGGAGGAUGAUGCUUGUUGCUCCAGUGACAGUAACUCAACACAGCAGUCGAUAUCUGAUGAGAAUCUGAUCUGCUAUGAGGAGGGACGGGUUCCCUUCUUUAAGAAAAAGUCUAAGAAGGAGAACUUCAGCAGCAAGUCUCUGAACCGUUCAAAGGUAGCUGAAAACGAAACCUCGGCGACUCCAUCUCGAUCCAGAUUACCCCUCAGGGCCCAAAAUCAGUGAUGAUGCCACUUCCUUUUCUUUACUGUUACCUGUAGAGACUGAGUACUACUUGUAUUUCUAUAACGUCGCUAUUUUAUUCAAUGAAAUUUCUUCUGUAUAUCUUUUUAUUCUCACUGUUUUAAUGUUAAGUAAUAAAGGUGUUAUGUACCAUUUUUUUUAAAUGUUUUUCACUUGGUUGAUAUGGGUAUUUGUGUUCGUUUUGUCUUUAAUUUUUUGAAUUUAAGAACGACUGCUGAUUUCAGGGUUAUUUUUGUUAAAAAAAAAAAGGUUAACUUUUUUAUUUUUAAUCUCCUAAUAAACAUUAAGAUUUUCAAGA